Molecule: messenger RNA, 5469 nt
Organism: Penaeus monodon (black tiger shrimp)
Lineage: Eukaryota; Metazoa; Arthropoda; Malacostraca; Decapoda; Penaeidae
Product: gamma-interferon-inducible lysosomal thiol reductase-like
Exons: 6
Coding region: 504-1355 (283 amino acids)
Molecular function (GO): oxidoreductase activity, acting on a sulfur group of donors, disulfide as acceptor
Source: RefSeq, a predicted model, not a curated record
GAGUGAUACUACCUAAACAACCGAAGGUCAUUUUGAGUGCGUAAAUCUGUCUGGGUCAUUUAGCGUAUUGCCAACCCAUCUCGUGCUGGUACUAGGGGUAUCUUCGAAACUUUGUUUACUUGAUAACAACAGGAAAACUUGUAACGUGUCUGUCCCUAUGAUGUUAUAAGGAAAGGUCGAGCCCCCCCUCACUCACACCCGUACCUUCGUCAAUUUUCAUAAAGGCAUCCAAAGUCUGGUUUGCCGUAAGAUGAGUGCGUAACCCUUAUAACGGUGAAUCCCGUUACCUGCUUCUCGGGGCCAGUGUCUCAGUGGUGCCGUGGUAGUCCGGGGUGGUUAGUGACGUUUCACAACCGAUAGGACACAGGUGCAUAUAGUGGAGGGAUGCCGACUCAAGGGGCGAAAAUCCAGGACGUAGCAUUAUAAAUAAAUAAGCGAUUAGUGUAUGGAAAAAAGACCAUUUUCAUUUGCAUUUGGGAAUCGGACGAACUGAAGAACUUGAUAUGGAGUACGAAUAUUGUCCGACGACCUGCGAGAGCGAUGUCGAGGAAGACGUACUGGUGCUGGUCGAAGUGCCAACAGGACCCGAUGGGCGCAAGAGGCAGAUCAGACACACCAGGAGACCGCCCUACGGAUGGCAGUACGCCUGGACGAUGUCACUGCUCUGCCUCGUCCUCACCCUUGUACUCAUCAACGACAUGAUCACCUACGGGAAAUUCGAGUCCAAGUGGCAGCGGGAGGAGGCCGCCCUGCAACUCCUUCGGGAGGCGGGAGCUUAUUCGGGAGGGAGACAGGAGGUGGCCGUAAAGCCUACAAUGAGGAUAGAGAUAUAUUAUGAAGUUCUCUGUAGUGAUAGCCGCAACUUCAUCAUGAAGCAGCUCACUCCUGCUUUCGAAAAGCUAAAAGAUAUUCUACAAGUGGGACUUGUACCCUAUGGGAAGGCAAAGACACUAGAGGAAAAUGGCAAAGUAACUUUUGAUUGCCAGCAUGGUCCCAGGGAAUGUGAAGGAAAUAUUGUCCAUGCUUGUGUCACAAAUAUAAUAAAAGAUGAAGCAAAGCAGAUAGCAAUUGUACAUUGCAUGAUCGAUAGAAAUGAACAGCCAAUGGUGGUAGGAAAGAAGUGUGUAGAGAAGCACGGAGAAAAGUGGGCAAGUAUAUCCAGCUGUGUCACUUCUGAUAAGGGAACUAGUAUCCUCAAACAUAUGGGGGAUAUGACACACAGGUUGAAGCCUGAAGUGACCUUCAUACCUACCAUUACCAUAAAUGGGAGCCAGGAAGACCAGAAACAUAUUCUCCUGGACUUCCACAAGGUGUUGUGCAAAAGAUACAAGGGGCCAAGACAUCCUUCGUGUUGAGUGACUUUUCUCUUCUAAAAUAAUAUUUGAUAAGCGGCUACUUAAUUGAAAUCUUUACAAGUGCUGUUGUCCUCAUUACUGAAAUACCCAAGGUAUGAAGAAUAUAGGAGGCUUAAGUGAAAAAUUUUAAUUACAAGAAUCAUCAACAACAAAAUUUUAGUAGAGAAAAGGAAGUAGGUUUUGAUAUGGUAAUAAUCUGCAGUGAGGCAAGGUAAUUGAAAUAGACAAGUCAGAAUAAUCUUUGAUUUGAAGAGUACCAAGUGAAUUUCACUGAUUUUAUAAUGACAAUAAUGAUAACCUUUAAUGGGCCUUUUUUGAUAGUGUUUUUUUUUUUUUUUUCUUUCUUUCUUUCUUUCUAGUGUGGGGCAGCCAAUAAUACCCGUCAGAUGCACUGGUAUUUGAUAGUAACAAAACCAGUGGUUAAACUUGCUUAUUCGUCAUUCUGUUGAUACAAUAUAGACAUGGCUAGAAAGAGUGCAUUUUAAUAUUUGUAAUAAUGUUGCAGGAUGAAAGGUAUGAAUAGCUGGUUGUGACUAUUUUUACUGUAGAGUGAUCUCUUUGUAUUGUAGAUGGUGAGAUUAUCAUUUUUAAUUUUUAAUUUUUAAUCAGUCUUGAUCCUAUUUCUCUCAAGAAGCUGGGAUUAUUGUUUUUGUCACUAAUUUAAAUUAAGCUUUUCUUUAUGGUAGUUUCUCUUUAUGAAAUAACCUAGUACAUAUGAGAUUAUAUAGUUGUACUCAUUUAUUUGGAUAAGACGUUGAUAGGUUUUUAAUGUAGUAUUUUUUGCAUUUUGGCUUAUAUAUGAGAGGAGUAUAGAGUGUCUUUUGUGUGGUUUUACAGGUGUGUCAUUUUUGCUGAAGGAGUUAGUAUAAGGGAAGGUCUUAAUACAUUUCAAGCAGAAUGUAACAAUCUUACUCAUGGGUGAGGCUUACAGAAACUGUCCAAUUUUGUUUUGUUUUGUUAGAUUUGUUUACACAUAAAUACCUUCACAAGCACUUAAUCACCAAGGAGGCACCUACUAGAUCGAUCUGAUCUCACCUUUUUUCCCUAUUCCUUGAAUUUUGGAAAAAAAAGAGUUUGUGUCAAUAUUGUUAUUGAGAUUUUUUAUUCACAUCAUUAUUAUAUAGUAGGCAAUAAUAAUGGUAAUAAAGAUAAAGUUUUCCUCUCCCCAAAGUCAAGGAGUAAGGUAAUAAGCAAGGUCAAAUUCGCAUAGUGAAUUGACUCCUUGGUGUUUCAAGAGCCAUCAGUAUGUAAACAAAGUUGAUAAAACAAAACUACAGGAAAGAGGGCAUGUGUUAGAAUGAAUUGUACAGCUUUUUAUGUGUGCACUGAUAAUGGACCUACAGCUUAAUGGGAAAAGUAAAGGAAUUUGUAAGGGGAAAAUGUGCAUUAUUAAUAGUAAAUCAGCUGGAAAUGACCAAAGUAGAGGAUUUUUGAGUCCAGAAACCAAACAUUGACUAAAGGUUGGUAUUGGACUCGACACUACUAUUCAGUUUUAUGGUUGCCAAAGUGUAGAAUAAGUGCUAUGAGACUGAAAAUUAACUUUUUUUGAUAGAUAGUUUUGAUUUGAAGAAUACACAUGUACUUUUUUAUAGGAAUUGUAACAUACCAUUCCUAUUAGUGCAAAGCAUCUUGAAUGAUAUUGAUAUUUUACAAACAUACUAUUGAGAUUAUGACAAAGAUACUCAUUUAAAGAAAUCCAUUUUGAUUAUUUGAUACCAUAAAUACUUAUUUAGGCCUUGGUUAUAUAAUUGGUUAGAGAUUUAUGUAUAUACUUUCAUCACCAGUUAUGAUCUUUAGUUUAUUUCAAAUGUGUAGUAAAUGUUACUAUUGCCUUUAAAUCUUUUUUCUUUUUUUUUCCUUUUCCUUUUUCUCUUCUCUUCUUUCUUUCUCUCUGCUCUUUAUUCAUUUCAGAUGUUAGUUACAUUCUCUGAAUAUUUUUUGGGUGAGCAAUUUUUUUUUACGAGAUGCAACAAGCCCUGGGAAAUGUGGCAAUUUAUGUUAGUGAUAUAUAUUACUCUUUAACGAGCCAGUAAUCUAAAAGGGACAAUCUGUAUUAUAUGAAUGUAAGUGACCUUUUUUUAAGAGUUAGAUAAAGAUCACCAUUGAUAAAUGUGUUUUAGCUUAAUCUGGCAGUUUAUGAUAAAAGAUAUAUGUUUAACAGCAGAUUAUUUAAUAUUAAUUUAUGAUUAUCUUGAAAUAAUAUAUCUCUGUCUAUAUAUUUCAAAAGAAAUGAAAUUAAAUGAAUCUCUCAGAACUUCAAACCAUGAUAAUGAUUUUAUAUAUUUGAGCUACCACGUGAAAAAGGACAGCACAGUAGAUGAAGCAUAUUUUUUAUAUUUGUAAAUGUAAUUUCAUGUUUUGUAAGUUCAACCUUUUUUUUUCUUUCUUUUUUUUUUUUUUUUUUCUUUUUACAUGAAUAAUUAUCUUUUGCCAUAAAUCUUCAUGACUUACAUCUGAAGGAAAUAAUUAUUUGCAAUAUCAACAGCUAAUUUCACACAUUCCAUAUUUAUGUUGUGACAAUUUAAAAAACUCGGACUGUGCAAGAAGCUGAACUCUUUUGCUUCAUUUUCUCCUUUAGCAAAAUUCAGUUUGUAAGACUGCUGUAAUGACCAUAACUGUUUCUGAGUGGUAAACAGCAUUACUGAAGGAUUUUUGAGUUUGGAAAUUGCAUUUUUUAAGCAUUAUUUCUCUCCUCAAUUCGUAAUUUUGAGAAAUGAAUGCUUCUCCGGAAAGUGCAGCGAUUGAUGUGCAAUUUGUGCUUGUGAUAAUUAUUAUUUUUAUCCUCAAUAACUGCUUGUCUUUUUUUUUAAACUUAAUUGUAAAUUUACUGAGGUCUCUCCAGCCUCACAAAAGAUAAUUAUUUGAAAGUUAGUAUAUUUGAUAAGGUUUAUUGUGGGUUAUGAAAUUAAUAUAACAUUUUAUAUUACAUAAAACAAAAAACAUGAUAGAACCAUGUAAUAGACUAGACUAUGAAUUGACAUUACACAUUGUUAUCAUCAUUAAGUACCAGUAAGAGUGAGAGUCUUCAUUUUUUGAAGGUUUCCUUGAAAUUAGAAGCGAUAUUGAUGUCAACUUUUAUAGGGCUUUUUUCUUUUUAAAGGUUGGCCUAUUAAUAUUGCAAAGCUUAAUGUCAUAGUUGAGUAUUGCACCAUUUUUGGUUAUUAGCUUGUCAGACAAUUCAUAUUGAAUGUGCAUGUGUAGUUAAAAAAAAGAAGAAAAAUGUUAGCAUUAUUGUUGUCCUGUGUGACCAUGUAAUUUGUGAGGGGAGUUCUUUUUUGAGAAUUUUUAAUGAAAGUUAAGAUUGAUAGGUAUCAACAGUUUAAAAUAAUGCAUUUAGGCUUUUACAGACCACAUAUUCAUGGGUGUGUAAAACCUACCAUGGCAAUGAAUGUACAAAUGAAAUGCCCAAAUACAGUGGUAUGGAUGAAAAAGAAAAACCUAUGUUUUAGCCAUGAAUUGUAAAGCAGUUUGGAAUGUGGACCAAGCUGUUGUUUUGGUAAUUAUCUUAACAGUGUAUUUUACAUAUGUCUUUGGCUUAUGUAGCUUUUAUUCCAGAUUUGAGUCCAAUCAACUAUAUCCAGUCCAGUUUAUGGAUAAGUUGGCUAAAAUUUGUAGUAAUUUAGUUGAAAAUUAGUAAAUAUUUUGGAUUUUGCUGAAGGAAAAUUAGCGAACUCUUGGUAAAUGAACAGCUUUAACAUAUCAAGAUCAGAUUUUAUAGCGUAUCCUAAAGUUGCCUUAUUUUUUUAUUCCUCUGUUUGAUGUUGGAGUCCUACUUCAAAAUUUUACAUACAGUAAUUAAAAUGUUUAUACUGCUUAUUAUAUUAAAAGUACAUUUGAUAAGCCAAAUCUGGCACAGGAUACAGCACUGUGACCUUUGUCAUCACUGGAUACAUAACGCUUAGAUCUUGAGAGUUUCCUGAAUCAGAUUUCUGUGAUAACUUUAAAAGAUCAUUUUUAAUAUUGAAUCUUCCUAUACAAUACAUGGUUAAGAUAACUCGUCUUUAUAAAUGGAAAGAGCACUGUUAUUCAGAAGCCUUUUGAAACUGUUGCGUAUCCCUCUUUAUCUGUGAUGGCUAAGUUCCAUUUUAUACUUAAUAAAAGAUUUCGUGGUAUA